This is a messenger RNA of Micropterus salmoides (largemouth bass), 3873 nucleotides long. It is a transcript of the gene gad1a, whose product is annotated as glutamate decarboxylase 1a. The coding region runs from base 492 to 2267 and encodes 591 amino acids. Lineage: Eukaryota; Metazoa; Chordata; Actinopteri; Centrarchiformes; Centrarchidae. The transcript is spliced from 17 exons. The record is from RefSeq and is a predicted model, not a curated record. Gene Ontology annotation, biological process: GABA biosynthetic process. Gene Ontology annotation, cellular component: cytoplasm; presynaptic active zone. Gene Ontology annotation, molecular function: pyridoxal phosphate binding; glutamate decarboxylase activity.
AAAAGUGAUACUUCAGGGGCCGAAAAGCGGCGCCAUUCAGUGUCAAACCUACAGACUGUCUGAGAUGGGUCCUGGCUCUACAAACAUGCAGCGCCGGCUGAGGUAGUAGCCUGUACUCGCCGUGAGUCAUUCGUGCGCAAUGACAAUAAACAGACAAGGUUUGCUUUAAGUGUCAGCAAAUCAAAGCUUCUUCAACAAAAGCAAGGUCACCUUGUCUGGGAUCUAGCGGAGAACUGGAGCUCAGGUUUCAUGUCGUUCUUUUUCUUGGAGUGUACCAAAGAGCGCAGCAGUCUCUCCUUCAGGACUUAAUUUGGUGGUAAAUUCACUGUCCUUUUGUUUUUGUUUUUUUGUUUGUUUUUUGUUGGACUGCACCUGUUCACCUGGACCCACACAAUCACGUAUGAGGAGAGAUUUUUGGGGGGCACUGAAGUGGGGAAAGAAAAGUGACCAGCUCUUUGAGGUGAGGACUUUGGCACCAGGUCUCGGGAGUGAUGGCGGCGUCUGCACCCUCCUCCUCUGGCGGCGAACCGGAUCCCAACUCGACAAAUUUACGACCACCGGGCUCAAGUUAUGAUGCUUGGUGUGGAGUUGCUCAUGGAUGUACUAGAAAAUUGGGAAUGAAGAUAUGUGGAUUUUUGCAGAAGAACAACAGUCUGGAGGAGAGGAGCAGGAUUGUGAGUUCCCUGAAGGAGCGCACAGCCAAGAACCUGCUGUCCUGCGAUAACAUCGGCGGAGACGCGCGUUUCAGACGCACCGAGGUCGACUUCUCCAACCUUUUCGCCAGAGAUCUGUUGCCUGCCAAAAAUGGAGAGGAGGUGACCAUGCAGUUCUUGCUGGAGGUUGUGGAAAUCCUCACCAAUUACGUCCGGAAGACCUUUGACAGAUCCACUAAGGUCCUGGACUUCCACCACCCCCACCAGCUGCUGGAGGGCAUGGAGGGCUUCAACCUGGAGCUCUCUGACCAGCCCGAGUCUCUGGAGCAGAUCCUGGUAGACUGCAGGGACACUCUGAAAUAUGGAGUGAGAACAGGUCACCCCAGGUUCUUUAACCAACUGUCCACAGGGUUAGAUAUUGUUGGGCUGGCAGGAGAGUGGCUUACCUCUACAGCCAACACUAACAUGUUUACCUAUGAGAUCGCUCCUGUAUUUGUGCUCAUGGAGCAGCUGACACUGAAAAAGAUGAGGGAGAUCAUUGGCUGGCCUAAUGGAGAAGGCGACGGAAUAUUUUCUCCAGGAGGAGCAAUCUCCAACAUGUACAGUGUGAUGAUUGCCAGAUACAAGUUCUUUCCUGAAGUCAAGACCAAAGGCAUGGCAGCUGCACCCAGACUGGUUCUCUUCACCUCAGAGCAUAGCCACUAUUCCAUCAAGAAAGCCAGUGCAGCUCUUGGCUUUGGAACAGAGAACCUGGUCCUUUUAAGCACAGAUGAGAGAGGGAGAGUCAUUCCUGCUGAUUUGGAAGCCAAAGUAAUAGAGGCCAAGCAAAAGGGGUAUGUUCCAAUGUUUGUGACUGCCACUGCUGGUACCACCGUCUACGGAGCCUUUGAUCCCAUCAAUGAAAUUGCAGAUAUCUGUGAAAAAUACAACAUGUGGCUUCAUGUGGAUGGUGCAUGGGGAGGAGGUUUGCUAAUGUCCAGGAAACACAGGCACAAGCUGAAUGGAGUAGAGAGGGCCAACUCAGUCACCUGGAACCCUCAUAAAAUGAUGGGAGUGCCGCUGCAGUGCUCUGCUAUUCUGGUCAGAGAGAGGGGAUUAUUACAAGGCUGCAACUCCAUGUGUGCUGGUUACCUCUUCCAGCCAGAUAAACAGUAUGAUGUUACAUACGACACAGGUGACAAGGCCAUUCAGUGUGGACGGCAUGUUGAUAUCUUCAAGUUCUGGCUUAUGUGGAAGGCAAAGGGAACAGUAGGUUUUGAACAGCAUAUUGACAGGUGCCUGGAUCUGUCAGCGUACCUCUACAGUAAGAUAAAAAACAGAGAGGGCUACAAGAUGGUAUUCAAUGGAGAGCCGCAGCACACUAACGUGUGUUUCUGGUAUAUCCCACCGAGCCUGCGUGGCUUGCCUGAUGGGGACGAGAGGCGGGAGAGGCUGCACAAGGUGGCCCCAAAGAUCAAGGCAAUGAUGAUGGAGUCUGGGACUACGAUGGUAGGUUACCAGCCACAAGGAGACAAGGUCAACUUCUUCCGCAUGGUCAUCUCCAACCCCGCUGCUACCAGGUCAGACAUCGACUUCCUGAUCGAGGAGAUUGAGCGACUGGGGAAUGACUUGUAAGAGCUAUUCCUAAACCCUUUCCCCACCCAACACUGGUCUUUUCCGACUCUGGAGGGUCCUGAGCUUGGCUUCAUGUCCCUUUUGUCUCAUAAAAGACGUUGAAAUGUUUGCUCACAGCUAUUCUCUGGCAAUGCACAACAAAUAAUAAGCUCUGUGCCUCUCUUCUCUGUCUCUUCUGUCUUUAGCAGCGAUGACAUAUAUUCAAAACAUUUGCACACAGGUCAUCUGAGUGAAAAGGACAUAAGUCAAAACUUGAGAGAAUCACAAAAGCAUUCUUGCUUGGUAUUAUUGCUAAACUACAUGUCAAGUAAAAAAUAAACCUAAUAUAAUGUCAAUUAAAUGAUAUUAGCACUGGUUACUUUUCAUAUGAAAUAGAAAGAAUGUCUGAGCACUUGAAUGAUUCCCUCAAUAGCAGCUACAGUAUAAAAAAAAAUAAUUUUACUGUUGUACCAUAUGAAGAUCAGUAUAAAAAACAGAAUAAGACCCGCAUAUUUUUUCACAAGUAACAGAGCACAAUGUAGGGAACCUUAUUGCAUUGACAUAAACAGUAUUAAUGUAAAAAAAAAAAACUGUUGUCUGUCCAUGUCGUCUAUGUAAUUAUCAAGCCAGAUGCACCGCCACAUUGAACCCAUAUGUUAUUUCCCUUUGAUAUUACAUAGGUGGAAAUAUAUAACACAGUCAUUGUAACAAGUUCUGUACUUGUUUGCUAUGUUUUUAGAGAUUUUUUGUGUAGAUUGUGUAUAGUAUUGUUACAUUGCCUUUGUGCCAAAUGUGUCCUAGUUUUACAGUGAGAAAAUCCUAUAUGUAAAUCUGCCAUACAGUAUAGUAUGUAAUAGAUUAAUUACUUUAUUUAUAUCCAGAGAUUAUAAUUGUGAAUAGGUUAUCUGCUUUUCUGUUCCAUUUGUAAUGUAUCCUCUUCCUAUUUGGAAACUCUGUAUAAUAUCACAAUGUUUUAAAUAACAUUGAAGUCUUUUAGUGUAUUUGUGAACCAAAGAAGGGUUGAGUUAUAUUUCUGAUCGUGUACACGACCCUUAUUUUCCCUUAUGGAUGCAUUCAGAUGUUUCUAUAACAGUACUUACCGCCCUUAACUUUAGUGCAAUCUAUGUUGUGUAUCUGUGCAGUAUCAUUGUGAUUCACUGACUGAAUGCGAUUGAGACACUGGCGUGACUGGCAGUGUGGUGGCAACUGCCAGUGCUUUAUUAAUGAUAAAAAGCACAAUGCUAAACCAUGAUCAUGAGGCAGCUUUUAUCCUAUGGACAGAUGAUUGUCUGUAUUAUAACAUGUUAAGUAGAGUAAAACUAUAAUAUGCACAUUUUAGUUUGUCUUAACAUGCUCUCUCUAGGCACACUUUUAUUUUGAGAAAAAAACAAUGUGAGAAAUUGUAAUAAGAUUUAUUUAACAAUUGUACAUUCCGGAAUUAGUGGGAUGAAAGAUCCCAUGUUAAAUUCAAUGUGGGCACUUUGACUUCACGCCAUCAUUUGCAGAGUAUCACUGUUGUAUCCACAGCACCAAUAAAGACAUGAGCUGUAGAACAUCUGUGGGCACAAUUUUUUGCAGUUUGUAAAAGGACAUUUGAACUUCACAAAUAAAUAUGUAUGGCCAACAA